Jaculus jaculus (lesser Egyptian jerboa) is the source of this 1797-nucleotide messenger RNA. It is a transcript of the gene Krt8, whose product is annotated as keratin 8. Lineage: Eukaryota; Metazoa; Chordata; Mammalia; Rodentia; Dipodidae. The transcript is spliced from 9 exons. Gene Ontology annotation, cellular component: keratin filament. Bases 96 to 1562 code for a protein of 488 amino acids. The record is from RefSeq and is a predicted model, not a curated record.
CGUGCUGGGCGCUGUCCCACUGCGUAGGAGCAGCUGCUCUGCUUGUCCUCGAACCUCCGUCUUCAGAUCUACAGCCUCCACUCCCAGCCUCCACCAUGUCCAUCAGGGUGACCCAGAAGUCGUACAAGGUGUCCACCUCCGGCCCGCGGGCUUUCAGCAGCCGCUCGUACACGAGCGGCCCCGGUGCCCGCAUCAGCAAUUCCAGCUUUUCCCGGACGGGCAGCGGCAUCUUCAGGGGGAGCCUGGGCACUGGCAUGGGCCUGGGCGGUGGCUUUAGCGGGGCUGGUGUGGGGGGCAUCACAGCGGUCACGGUGAAUCAGAGUCUGCUGAGCCCCCUGAAGCUGGAGGUGGACCCCAACAUCCAGGCUGUGCGCACUCAGGAGAAGGAGCAGAUCAAGACCCUUAACAACAAGUUCGCCUCCUUCAUUGACAAGGUGCGUUUUCUAGAGCAGCAGAACAAGAUGCUGGAGACCAAGUGGAGUCUGCUGCAGCAGCAAAAGACAGCACGGAGCAACAUGGAUAACAUGUUCGAGACCUACAUUAAUAACCUGCGGAGGCAGCUGGAAUCCCUAGGCCAGGAUAAGCUGAAGCUGGAGGCAGAGCUUGGCAACAUGCAGGGAUUGGUGGAGGACUUCAAGAAUAAAUACGAGGAUGAGAUCAACAAGCGUACAGAGAUGGAGAAUGAAUUUGUCCUCAUCAAGAAGGAUGUGGAUGAGGCUUACAUGAACAAGGUGGAGUUGGAGUCUCGCCUGGAAGUGUUGACAGAUGAGAUCAACUUCCUCCGGCAGCUCCAUGAAGAGGAGAUCCGUGAGCUGCAGUCCCAGAUCUCAGACACAUCCGUGGUGUUGUCCAUGGACAACAGCCGCUCCCUGGACAUGGACGGCAUCAUUGCCGAGGUCCGCGCCCAGUAUGAGGACAUCGCCAACCGCAGCCGGGCCGAGGCCGAGAGCAUGUACCAGAUCAAGUACGAGGAGCUGCAGACGCUGGCUGGGAAGCAUGAAGAUGAUUUGCGCAGCACGAAGAAGGAGAUCUCCGACAUGAACCGCAGCAUCAGCCGCCUGCAGGCGGAGAUCGAGGCCCUCAAAGGCCAGAGGGCGACCCUGGAGGCUGCCAUCGCUGAUGCUGAACAUCGUGGGGAGAUGGCCAUUAAGGACGCCAAUGCCAAGCUGGCCGAGCUGGAGGCCGCCUUGCAACGGGCCAAGCAGGACAUGGCGCGGCAGCUGCGUGAGUACCAGGAGCUCAUGAACGUCAAGCUGGCCCUGGACAUUGAGAUCGCUACGUACAGGAAGCUCCUGGAAGGCGAGGAGAGCCGGUUGGAGUCCGGGAUGCAGAACAUGAGUAUCCACACGAAGACCACCAGUGGCUAUGCAGGAGGACUGAGCUCAUCCUAUGGGGGCCUCACUAGCCCUGGCUUUAGCUACGGAGUCAGUUCCUUCCCACCCAGCUUCAGCCCCGCGGGGAGCUCCAGCACCUUCAGCCGCACCAAGGCUGUGGUCGUGAAGAAGAUCGAGACCCGCGACGGGAAGCUGGUGUCUGAGUCCUCUGACAUCCUGCCCAAGUGAACCACCACUGCGGCCCCUGCCAGCCCGUGCCCUGCCCUUGUGGUUGCCCCCCUGAGCCCACGAGGAAGACAGCUGCCUGGGGGAACACAGGAAACAAGAGACCCACCCACCCGAGGCUCUGCCCUAGCCCUCAGCCUCAACCGGCCUGGGGUAUCCCUCUGGCCCAUGCCCUCCACUAAAACCUUAUUCAAGUGUCUUUUCCAAAAUAAAGCUUUGGCUGGCUCUGCCAACUGGC